This is a messenger RNA of Phragmites australis (common reed), 1986 nucleotides long. RefSeq lists its product as uncharacterized. Gene Ontology annotation, molecular function: protein binding. NCBI's taxonomy places the organism in Eukaryota, Viridiplantae, Streptophyta, Magnoliopsida, Poales, Poaceae. The record is from RefSeq and is a predicted model, not a curated record. The transcript is spliced from 5 exons. The coding region runs from base 195 to 1790 and encodes 531 amino acids.
CCCCGGCGGCGCCAGCCGCCAAUACGAUUUCCUCCCCUCACGUUCAGUUGUUUCGGGUCCGAAUCGAAAUCGAGGGAGCGUGUUAACGCGCAAGAGCGCGGGGACGGCGGCGAUAAAUAGAUCUAGAGGAGACAGACACCGGGAGAGAGAGAUGUCGACCACCCGCCGCUUCCGUGCCCUCGAUACCAGGUAUCAUGGGGCUGCUGGGGCUAAAGCGGCUCAUGUCCAUGCAGAGGGAGCGGAAGGGUCGCCGGCAAAUCCAAGCCCCCAAUGGAUUGAUUACUUCAGUACCCCAGAAAAACGACUCACUCUGCCAAGAUGAUGAUCAUUUUCAGGGUGGUAAAAGAUCAAGAUAUUCAGGGCCAAACCUUCCUGAGGAUAUCUGGUGCCAUAUUCGUUCCCUAGUGCCAUUGCAAGAUGCUGCCCGUUCUGCAUGUGUAUCUCGCACAUUUUUACGUUCUUGGAGAUGCCACCCCAAGCUCAUCCUCAGUAAGAAAACACUGGGAUUAAAACGAAAGGCAUGUGUAAAGGGUGACAGAGCAAGGUGUUUCACUAGCAGAGUUGACCACAUUCUAAAAAAUCACUCAGGCACUGGCGUGAAGUUUCUCAAGCUUGAAAUCCCUGAUUAUUGCAAUGUCACCACUUGUCAUCUCAAUAAUUGGCUUCAGAUUGCUAUCACACCUGGGAUUGAAGAAGUCUCCCUUUUUUACCCUUCAAAUGACAAGGAAGAGUACAACUUCCCAUGCUCACUUUUAUUUGAUGGCCGUGGAAACUCGAUUCGGUAUCUUUAUCUCAACGAUUGCGCCUUCCGUCCCCCGGUUGGAUUUGAUUGUUUGAAAAGCCUGACUAAGCUGCAUCUGUAUGAAGUGCGCAUUACAGGGGAUGAGUUAGGGUGUCUUAUUUCCAAGUCUUUUGCUUUAAAGCAGUUGCAACUCACAUGUUGCAGUGAGCUAAAUUGCCUGAAGAUACCAUUCUGGCUGGAGCGGCUCAGCUGGCUGAGUGUGUUUGGUUGCAACACACUGCAAGUGAUAGAGAGCAAUGCUCCAAAUCUCUCCACUUUUAGAUUCUUUGGUGACCCAGUACACCUCUCACUUAGAGAAUCAUCGCAAGUGAAGAUCCUAAAAAUUGGGUUUUCAGAUAAGCCCAACUCUGUCAGUUAUGCUAUUACCAAGCUUCCUUCCACUGUGCCAAAUCUUGAAAUUCUUACUAUAACUUCAGUUAGUGAGAGGGUUAAUUCACCUAUGGUAGCUGACAAAUUCCUCAGCCUCAAGUACUUGAAGAUUUGUCUUGGUGCUUAUUGUCAGGCCUUUUCCCCAGCCUAUGAUUAUUUGUCUUUGGUUUCGUUUCUGGAUGCUUCUCCUGUCUUGGAGACUUUCAUCUUGGGUGUAUGUCAGGAUGACAUGAAGCAUGAUUCGGUUUUUGGGGAUGCCUCGCAUAUGAGGCAGAGUUCUGGACACAAGCAUGACAGACUCAAGAAGGUGCAGAUCAAUGGCUUCUGCUCUGCAAAGAGCAUGGUUGAGCUAACAUGUCAUAUUCUUGAGAAUGCAACAUCACUUGAAAGUCUUACACUGGACACCGUAUUACAUUGGGAGGUAAAUGGUGAAAUUAGAAGGUGUUCUGUCCAAAAAACCGGUGAAUGCAGGCACUUGUGCAGGGAUAUGAUCUUGGAAGCGCAUAAAGCACUCAGGGCUGUCGAAAGGUACAUCCUGGGAAGGGUUCCCUCUACAGUGAAGUUAAAUGUUGGGGAGCCUUGCAGCCGGUGCCAUGCUAUAGAUGUUAAGUUAUCGUAAUUAUCCAAUAUUUAACUAUGCAGUGUUGCAUAUGUUGCUGUCAUAAGUCAUCAUUUUUCAUUGUUAGGUCUUGUCCAAUAUUUAACUAUGCAAUGUCGCAUAUGUUGUCAUAACUGUUCAUUGUUUAGGUCCUGUGAUAUCACACUUAUGUGCUUUAUUUCUAAGUUAUCGCAAUUUUUCAAUGUUGUGCGCUUUA